Messenger RNA from Hippocampus zosterae (dwarf seahorse), 1370 nucleotides. RefSeq lists its product as uncharacterized. Gene Ontology annotation, molecular function: nucleic acid binding. The transcript has 3 exons. The record is from RefSeq and is a predicted model, not a curated record. Bases 124 to 1203 code for a protein of 359 amino acids. Lineage: Eukaryota; Metazoa; Chordata; Actinopteri; Syngnathiformes; Syngnathidae.
CGUCAGCGUGUAGCGUGACUUGAAAGAACGGACAUCAUGUCGUCACCCAGCGACUUUUUGCGUGGCCGAGGAGUGUCGGAGGACAUCCUUUCACUUUUGGAGGAGCAGAGGAUAAAGUGACUGAUGGAGGGGGCAACUCAAACAGUGGCUGGAAAUCCAGAUUUGGAUGACUUGAUCAAGCUAUGUUUUAGACUUGGAUUCAGUAAUAAGGAAAUACUUGCGAUUUUAGCACAUAAUGCUGAAACUAUUUUAAGUAUUCGGACUCUGAAAAGGAUAUGCAAAAGACUUGGUCUUUUUCGAAGAAAGAACCAGUCAGACCUGGGAGACGUGUUGGCUUUUGUCCAGCACGAGAUCAUGACUAGUGGACAGAUGCAAGGUUAUCGGUGGCUUCAUCUGCGUGCCAUUCAAAAAGGAUUUGUUGUGUCACAAGAUACAAUAAGACAAAUUAUACAAUUUGUUGACCCUGUAGGUGUGGGAAUAAGAAGAGCACGUCGCCUAAGAAGGCGCCAAUACACCUGCCGGGGGCCAAAUGCUCUUUGGCACCUGGAUGGCUAUGACAAAUUAAAGCCCUACGGGAUUGGCAUCAAUGGCUGUAUUGAUGGCUUUAGCCGGUAUGUGUUAUGGGCGGAAGCCUAUACCACAAACAGUGACCCUAAGGUGGUUGCAAGUUAUUUUAUAAAAACUGUUUCACGCAUUGGUGGGUGUCCAGAGAGGAUCCGUGCAGACAGGGGCACAGAAAAUGUUUGUGUCGAACAGAUGCAGAUGUUUUUGCGUAGAAAUCACUCAGACAAUUUUGCUGCGGAGAAAAGUUUCCUUUACGGAAGAAGUACAGCCAAUCAGCGUAUUGAAGGGUGGUGGUCCACUCUUCGCAAACAGAGUGCACAGUUUUGGAUUAAUUUAUUUCAAACACUUCAAGAUGAUGGCCACUUUUCAGGAGAUUUUCUGGAUAAAAGUCUUAUCCGGUUCUGCUUUCUCAACCUUGUGCAGGAUGAGCUGGAUGAAGUUGUGUACACGUGGAACGCACACAAAAUAAGACCAAGCUUGCACCAUGAUACAGCUUCAGGUCGACCAGUCGUCAUGUAUUCAUUCCCUGCGAUGCACAGUGCCGAGGAUCAAUUAAAACCUGUUGGAACGGAAGAGGUCACUGCAUGUAUGGAAGAGUGCACUACAAAAGGCAAUUUUCCUUGUGAUGAAACUAUUUGAACUGUGUUGUUUGCUUAUGGAGGAAAAUGAAUGGCACGCGCCAUCAGAUCCAUUGGAUGCAAGUGACUUGUAUGUUAAGUUGAGAGAGGAAUUACUGAAGUCUAUUUGACAUACAGUAUGUACUGAUGCAAUUUUGGGAAAAUGAAGCUUCAAAUUUGCUCCAUAAA